AUGUUAAAGUCAGUUGUGAUUACCUAUUUAGCUUUACUCGUUCAAAUUCGAUAUAUCACAUGUGAAAAUUUAAAUCCAUCAAGUUCCUUAAAAAGUCUCAAGAUUGAAAAGGACGAAAUCAAUUCAGAAGACAUGAUAAUCAAAUUUUUACAAGACGAUAGUUAUCAAAACGAAGUGUUAAGCUCAAAUUCUACAGAUAAAAUUUCCAAUAUACUUUCAAAUGCAAAUGAUUCAACAUCUGAUGAGAUUAUAGCACUUAUUAAAAAAAAGAAAAAAUUGAUUCCUAAAUGGCAAUUAAGUGCUGGAGUUUAUCUUGAGCAUAAAGUUAACAAAAAGUUGUUAAAAAACAAAUUAAAAGAUUUUUCAAUGAUGUCUAUUUCAAAUAGUACUGAUAUUGAUCAUUCCAAUGGUAAAAAAUCCUUGGAAAGUUACAAAAACGGUGAUGGAGUUGAAAGUAAUGAAUCUCCAGAUGAUAGCAGUGUUGUUCACCGAAUUCCUAGUUCUGCAAUUGUCUCAAGAGCUAGUCCAAAUACACGAAAUUUGUUUGCUGAAAAUAUAACUGAUUAUGUCAAAUUAUUUGAUGGUGAUACUGAUGGAAUUAUGAAUAAUGUAACAUUGAAAUACCAAAAACAUCAUGGAACCAAGAGUGAAGGUAUUAUUUCUGGAUAUGGUAAAGAAUUUGGUGCAUCUGAAAAUAAUUGUUCAUCAAUUCAACUCCCACUGGAAUAUUUUUGGACGGUAUUGUUAGCUGUCUUGUGCUUUCUUUGA
Lodderomyces pseudojiufengensis is the source of this 768-nucleotide messenger RNA. RefSeq lists its product as uncharacterized. The record is from RefSeq and is a predicted model, not a curated record. Lineage: Eukaryota; Fungi; Ascomycota; Pichiomycetes; Serinales; Debaryomycetaceae. The transcript has a single exon. The coding region runs from base 1 to 768 and encodes 255 amino acids.